Spinacia oleracea (spinach) is the source of this 2247-nucleotide messenger RNA. RefSeq lists its product as uncharacterized. The record is from RefSeq and is a predicted model, not a curated record. The transcript has 3 exons. Gene Ontology annotation, biological process: DNA integration. NCBI's taxonomy places the organism in Eukaryota, Viridiplantae, Streptophyta, Magnoliopsida, Caryophyllales, Amaranthaceae. Gene Ontology annotation, molecular function: RNA-DNA hybrid ribonuclease activity; nucleic acid binding. Bases 1 to 2247 code for a protein of 748 amino acids.
AUGAGGUUGAAUCCAAAGAAGUGUGUUUUUGGGGUAACGACUGGAAAGUUCUUGGGGUUCCUUAUUGAUGAAAGAGGAAUCGAGGCCAAUCCUGAUAAAGUACAGGCGGUAAUAGAUAUGACGUCGCCAAAAUCAUUCAAGGAAGUCCAAUGCUUGACGGGAUGUCUAGCGGCCCUGGGGUGGUUCUUAUCGAGGGCAAGUGACAAGUAUCAUUACUUCUUCGGCACAAUCAAGAAGAAGAGCAAAUUUGAAUGCACUGAGGCGGCAGAAACUGCCUUCGUCCGAUUAAAAGAACACCUCCACACCUUACCUCGGCUUGUCAGUCCUCUUCAGGGGGAAACUUUGUAUGUGUAUUUGGCCAUUUCUGAGUGGUCCUUGAGUGAUGUGUUGCUAACUGAAAGGGAGGGAGUGCAACUCCCCGUCUAUUUCGUGAGCCAUGUCCUGCAAAACGCUGAAUUAAGAUAUUCUCCAAUUCAGAAGUUUGCACUUGCGCUGUUUAUGGCCAGCAAGAAGCUGCGCCCUUACUUUCUGGCACACAAACUAGUGGUAUACACAGACCAACCUUUGAAACAACCCCUUACUAAGCUAGACGCUGCUGGACGAAUGCUGAAAUGGGCAAUUGAGCUGAAUGCAUUUGAUAUCUCAUAUGAGCCCGUAAAAGCUAUCAAGGGACAAGCAUUUGCUGAUUUCAUUGCAGAAAUGACGAGGCCGACUUUUGAAAAGAAUGUGGCGACUCGCUGGACAGUCUAUGUAGAUGGCUCGUCAACCCAGAACGGGUGUGGAGCCGGCAUAAUAUGUCAAUCUCCUGAAGGAGACAAGUAUGAGUAUGCCAUGAGAUUCAAUUUCCAAACAUCCAACAACGAGGCAGAAUACGAAGAUUUAUUAGCCGGCAUAAAAAUGUGCAAAGCUGCUGGAGCUCAAGAAACACUUGCUUUCUCUGACUCACAUCUCACUGUGAGUCAAGUGAAUGGGGACUAUGAGGCAAGGGACCCUAACAUGAUCAAAUAUAUGCAAGCUGUGCAUCAAGAAAUAGAACAUCUAAAGAGCUUUGAAACUAAGCAGAUUCCCAGAACAGAGAACAAUCAGGCCGAUGCCCUGUCAAAACUAGCUAGCUCGGCUUCCUGUAAUACACCGCGUCGCGUGUUCUGGGAAGUAAAAGAUAAGCGAAGUAUUGAGCAGGAAUUGUGCGCUCCUAUGGUAGCUAUUCUGGAUCGGUCGUCAACCUGGAUGGACCCUAUCAUUGCUUACAAAGUGGACGAUUCGCUUCCGGACGACUCAAGUCUGGCCGCCAAAAGACAAAAGAAGAGUUGUUGGUUUGAAUGGUGGAAUGGAGUUUUGUACAAGAAGUCAUUUUCUAGACCCCUCCUGCGGUGUGUCACUCCUGCGAAAGGGAAAGAAAUGUUAGAUGAUUUGCAUCAGGGAUUAUGUAGCUCCCACAUUGGAGGACGAGCCUUGGCAGAGAAUGCCUUGCGAACUGGUUAUUACUGGCCCACUUUGAGAGAAGACGCCCUAGCUAUGGUGCAAAAAUGUGACAAGUGCCAACGGUUUGCUCAUCUUAUCCACAGGCCGGCCCACCCUCUCACUCCUAUCAUGAGUCCCAUUCCGUUUGCCAAGUGGGGAAUGGACCUGAUAGGGCCAUAUACAGCGGCCCCUGGAGGCCGGCGCUAUGUGAUAGUGGCUGUUGAUUACUUCACCAAGUGGGUUGAAGCAGAGGCUCUCAAAAACAUAAAGACAAGUGAUGUGAGGGCGUUUAUCUGGAAAAAUAUCAUGACUCGCUUUGGAAUACCACAAGCUAUUGUCUUUGAUAAUGGGCCUCAGUUUGAGACGCCUAAGCUGAAGGAGUGGUUAGCAGACCACGACAUACACAGCUGCUUUGCCUCUAUGGUACGACCUCAAGCCAAUGGCCAAGUCGAAGCAUUUAACAAGAUAAUCUCCGAGGGGAUCAAAAAGAAACUAGAUGAAGCCAAGGCCUAUGGAGCUGAGGCCGUGUUGCCCAUAGAAAUGUGUGAACCUACACUAAGGGUCAUGUUAUAUGACGAGAAUGCCAAAUGGGAAAUGAUGAAGCUGGCCCUUGACUUUUUACCUAAAGUAAGAGGAAAUGCAGCAUUGAGGCAACAACUGUACAAGAUAAGGAUGGCGAGGGAGUAUAACAAGAAAGUCUCCAAAAGAGUGCUCAAGGUAGGAGACUUUGCUCUCCGAAAGAUGGAAUCUGUGGGACGAGCCAAUGAACAGGACAACGGCCGCUAA